This is a messenger RNA of Puccinia triticina, 1674 nucleotides long. RefSeq lists its product as uncharacterized. Gene Ontology annotation, cellular component: endoplasmic reticulum membrane. The record is from RefSeq and is a predicted model, not a curated record. Bases 1 to 1674 code for a protein of 557 amino acids. The transcript is spliced from 5 exons. NCBI's taxonomy places the organism in Eukaryota, Fungi, Basidiomycota, Pucciniomycetes, Pucciniales, Pucciniaceae. Gene Ontology annotation, biological process: GPI anchor biosynthetic process. Gene Ontology annotation, molecular function: alpha-1,2-mannosyltransferase activity.
AUGGCAGCGAUCACCCUCCGACUGCUCGGCGCCGUGUACCUGUUCCGGCUGCUGAACGCGCUGCUCUGCCGGACCUACUUCCAGCCGGACGAGUUCUACCAGGCCCUCGAGCCCGCCCACCGGCUCGUCUUCGGCUACGGCUUCCAGAUCUUCCUGCCCAAACUCGUCCAAGCUGGGAUCGCAACGGCCACCGACCUGGCCACCUACUCCCUGGCCAGCGUCCUGUUGACCCCGACGUAUGCGGCCACUGCGCUGGCCUGCUCCCUCACCUCGCUCUUCAACGCCUAUGCCGGCGUCAGGACCUUCUCCAACUCCCUCGAGACCGCCCUCACCGCCUCCGCACUCGCCUAUUGGCCCUGGAACGCCCAUGAGAUCCCCCACUCGUGGGCCAACCUCUCCCUCUCAAUCCUCCUCAUCGCCCUCUCCGUCAUCGUCAGACCCUCCGCGAUCCUCUUCUGGUCCGUCCUGGGCUACACCCUCCUCAAAAAAUCCACCGGCGAAGCUCGGAUGGAUGUCAUGGCCCUCGUGGCCGUCUUAGGAGUCACCUCCGCUCUCGCCUGUCUGUUGAUUGAUUCAAGCUUCUACGGUCUCGUCACCUUCACCCCACUCAACUUCAUCCGCCAGAACGUCUUGAACGAUCUCUCGACCUUCUAUGGCGUCAACCGCUGGCACUUCUACUUCACCCAAGCGUUCACCUUUGUCAACUUCUCGAUGUUCCCCACCGUCAUCCUCGGCAUGCUCUCGCUCAUCACGCCCCAGAACGUGCACGAGAGUCCAGGCCAGCUGGAUCGGCUGCGCUCGGCACGCGUGGCCGUACUAGGCACGAUGCUCGGGCUUUCGCUGCUCAGACACAAGGAGUUCCGCUUCAUCGCCCCGCUCGUCCCGCUCUUCAACUGCUUUGCCGCCCGGGCCAUGGUCAACAACUACAUCAAGGACCGCCUCGCCCGUCCAGCCAGCUCCCCCGCCGACAUCAGCCGUCUCGAGCGCAUCCUCUCCGCCCGCCCGCUCGGCUUCAUCCUCAGAUCAUCCGUCGCCUUCGCUGCGGCCGUCUAUCUGCUCGGCUUCCAUUACAGAGCCCAGAUCGCCGUCAUCGACUAUCUCCGGCAGCUCCCCGACCUCGAACUCAAGAGCGUCGGCUUCUUGAUGCCUUGCCACUCCACCCCUUGGCAGAGCCAUCUCCAUAAACCACAUCUUGCUCCCAACGGUACCCAGGAACGGCUCUGGAUGCUCACGUGUGAACCGCCCCUGAUCUCCUUCCGAAACAGCUCUUCAACAGAAGCGGAUGGUGCGGCUAAUAGCACAGCCCACGCGAACCAAACCGAGGAUACAACCGAGGAGCGAGAACGGAAGGAGCAAAAAGCCGAGUCGAAGCAGCUGGACGAUCCGGGGGAGUAUGAGGAUGAAGCGGCGGAGUUUUACCGGGACCCGCCGGGGUUUCUGACGGCGCGGUUCCCAGAGACGGUCGACAAGGGGUACCCGGCGACGGACAAGAGCACGGGGCGCUACCAAUGGCCCUCCCAUCUCGUCCUCUUCGACGCCCUCUGGACCCUCCACCCCGUCCGCUCUCUCCUCCAGGACCGCGGAUACCGGGUCGUCUGGAACAUGACUAAUGGCUGGUGGCACGAUGAUCCCCAGCGCCGCGCUGGCAACGUCAUCGUCUUGCGUUCCUCUUAA